UCGCGUCAUAUGUACGUGAUGACCAGGGUGUACGUGAGGUGCAACUCGAAGACGACCAGCUACAUCGGCACUAUUGAAACGUUACAGUUAGCUGGAAGUUCAGAAGAAGGAGAAGCCAAAGAUUCAUUCCGUCUUAGUUAACAUUGCUUUUAUUCGACGAUUUAGUAACUACUAAAUUAUCAACAAUGAAGUUGCUGUGGGCUAUCAGUGCCCUGCUUUUGAGCUGUUUGCGAGCCAAUGCGUCCACAGCGGGCUUUAUCAAGUCUCCCCUGUCUCAGACGAAGCUGAUCAGUGACAGUGCAGAGCUGCAUUGUGAGGUGAUAGGGAAUCCCAUCCCUGAGCUGCAGUGGUGGUUUAUAGAGGGUGAAGAGCCCAACGAGACCUUCACCCAGCUCUCUGACGGGGCACGGGAUGAUCGUGUGCAAAUAAAUGCCACAUAUAUAGCACACGCCACUAGCACCAUUCACCUCACAAGCCUCACCUUCAACGACUCAGGCACGUAUGAGUGCCGCGCUUCCAACGACCCUGACCGCAACGAACUGAAGAAGAUGCCAAAAAUCAAGUGGAUCCGCUCGCAGGCAAAUGUUAUUGUCAUUGAAUACCCAAUCAUCAUCGCUCAACCUUCUGAAGUCAGCAACCAGACCUCAGCAGUCCUUAGCUGCAACUUGACAGACUCUAGCCUUCCCAUCAAGGGCUCCCAGUGGACGCACAAUGGGAAACUCAUUGAAAGUUCCAAGUCUGUUUCUGUCUCUCCAUACACAGUCCUCCGUUUGGACAGAAUCACCUACACUUCUGGUGGACUAUAUGAAUGUGUGUUCCUCACCGAUCCAGAGGUGAAGCUGUUAAUUGAAGUCAAAACACUUCCACAUGUUGCUGCCUACAAGCACUCUGAGCAUGGCAACGAGAAGGACAAAGGGGUCCUGAUCUGUCUGAGCAAUGGCUACCCAUUGCCUACUGACUGGACCUGGUUCAAAGAACAAGAUGGCCAUCAAAUUCCUAUCGUCAACGGCACUGGCGGGAAAUAUGAGAUAAAGAGCACCCCUAACAAGACCACUCUGGUCAUUGAGGACCUUAACAUCGAGCAAGACAUUGGAGACUAUAUCUGCUCUGGAACCAACGAGCUUGGCACAUCCACCGACAGGAUCCACCUGCGUGUCCGCAGUCGCUUGGCUGCUCUCUGGCCCUUCCUUGGCAUUGUGGCCGAGGUCAUCAUCCUGGUGACCAUCAUCUUCAUCUAUGAGAAGAGGAGAAAGCCUGAUGAGGUUACCGACGAUGACGACUCAGGAGCUGCUCCUUUGAAGAGCAAUUCUAAUGCAAAUCACAAAGACAAGAAUGUGAGGCAAAGGAAUUCUAAUUAGAAGCUGAGAAAGAUGGACAUCCAGAUGGCAGUCCAGGAUUUAGCUGUCGUGUGGCACAUUAUACUGUGCGCCCCGCAAUUUUAAUUUACUUUUUGUGCUUGGGUGUUAAAUGUUUUAAGAAACUGUGUGAUUUCCUCUAAUUUCUUUCUUCUAUAUGCUUCUCCACGUUGUGCAGCCAUGGAACAUAGUGUGCAGUCAUUUUCUGCUCGAGGCCGCAGGGCAAAUAUUGCUCGCAUUUAAUAGCAGUGUGUGUUCAACGUAAAAUCAUUAGACGAUUCGAGUGAGGAAUGGCACGUUUUUCUUUUCAUACUGAUGCUUCCUACACUGACCUCGCAGUUGUCGGCCUUUGCUUUUAUAUUUUCCAAUUUGGGAUGGUGGCUUGUUAAGCAGCACAAGUUCUGUUCAGAGCAUCUGAAACAUUUUUGAUCCUGAUGCAUAACUGCCAUUCUUUUAGAAACUACUGGAGAGCAUUUGACCUGUCCCACACCCCCGCCCUCCUCCCUUGGCAGUUUUAUACUUACGAGCACCACUUCACUUUUGUGUGCAACUGUGACACUUUAAAAGUUCAAUUUUGUCCUUUUUUUUUUAAAAAUCAAGCUUUUAUUUCUUUUUCCUGUUCACAUAUUUUAAACCAAGGUUUUAGUUACCAAUAUCUUUGUUGCCAAUAUCACAUCCUGAGUAAAAAAUAUAUUGUGAAGGACCAAGUGCAGAGGAUGCAACAUGUUUCUGUUGAUUGCAACUUGAAUAUUAUUAAUUUAGUACAGGUGAUAAACCUUUUUAAUAAGAUGUUUUUCUUUCUCAAUGUGAUCUGAGACGUUUGUGUGCAAUUGGACCGUCAUCUCUGUUCCCUUUUACUGUGUAGAUAUUCAGAAGCCAUAUGUUCAUUUAGCCUGAUGAGUGUUGUGAUUUGAUGUCACCGUUUCAAUUAUACAGAUAAAGACUUAGCCAGAGUUGUGUAAAUUGUUGUACCAUCCAAGUACAUGGAACGCCACCCAUUGUACAACUUUCACAAACUGAAUAAAGAUAUUUGAUUU
Molecule: messenger RNA, 2392 nt
Organism: Etheostoma cragini (Arkansas darter)
Lineage: Eukaryota; Metazoa; Chordata; Actinopteri; Perciformes; Percidae
Gene: bsg
Product: basigin
Exons: 9
Coding region: 186-1358 (390 amino acids)
Biological process (GO): cell-cell adhesion
Cellular component (GO): cell-cell junction
Molecular function (GO): cell adhesion molecule binding
Source: RefSeq, a predicted model, not a curated record